ACUCUGUAACAUGGUGCAGUAAUUAAGGGAGUUCACGUGGGAUACAAUAAAUGCACUCAAAUAAAAUCCUAAAUUAGCACAGAUAUUUAGUUUUCAAAACGAGCAGAAUUUUAACAAUCAAAUAUGGUACAUGAAUCGGUCGUCGGGUAAAGAGGACCAAACCUGAAUGGAAUCCAGACUUCCGUAAAAGAAAGGAAACGCAAGAUUUUCCGGGUAUCUGACUAAGGGCAGUCCCAGACACAAACGAAUAAAGGCGUUGGUUGCCUGCUUCUGAAUCUGUGGUGAGAAGAUUUCGUUUAAUUUCUCUGUAUUUUCUGUUGGCAAAGCACAAACUUCUGAUAAAAUUUCCCCAAAAUGGCUGAAACGGAAGACACCGCUGCGCCUUCAGGGAGCGACACAACUGACGGAGCGCCGCUCGCUUACAAGGCCCCGGCGCCAAAAUCACUGAAAGAAAUACAAGAGUUGGAUAAAGACGAUGAGAGUCUGGCGAAAUACAAGAAAUCACUGCUCGGGGAAGGCGUUGAGGCAGAAGCGACUGGGGAGGGUCCCAAAGUCACGCUGCAGGAGUUAGCUCUUAUUGUGGAAGACCAUGAUGAUAUCGUGUUGGAUUUAACAGGUGAUCUUGCAAAGCUAAAGGAAAAGACUUACUUGAUCAAAGAAGGUAUUGUCUACAAAGCAAAGCUAACAUUUGUGGUGGAGAACGAUAUUGUUGCAGGCUUGAAGUAUGUGCAGGUAUCCCACAAAACACUUGCUCCAAGCGACACAUCCACCUACAUGCUGGGAAGCUACGCCCCCAAGAAGGAAGCCCACGUCUUUACGGCGCCCGUGGAGGAGUUUGCCAAGGGCAUGCUUGCCCGGGGACACUACACCGUCCAGAGCAAGUUCCUGGAUGAUGACGGGCGAGAGUUCCUCAGCUGGGAGUGGGCGUUUGACCUCAAGAAAGACUGGGAGUAGUUUGGCAAGAGGGCAGUGAAAUUUGCAAAUCUAGGGAUUGUACUGGUACAUUCUAUGAACAGGGGCUUACGGCAUUGUCUAUUUUGUUUUAUGCAUCACUACUUGUGACUACAGGAUUAUGUGUGUGAGGCAGUCGCAUUCUAGAGGCUAGUAUAAUGACAAUAGAGUCAAGAACAUUCUGUAGCCAUAGGCAAGGACAUGUAUGUACAUGUAUACACUUAUUGACUGGCAAUGAGGUCACUAGGGCAUGUCUAUUCACUGGUUGAAUAGUUUGAGGUUGCUAGUGCGUGUACAAUUUUAAUAGAUCUCUCUCAUGGGACGCCAUCUUUGUGGAAAAAUGACUACUGCGUGUUCAACGCCAUCAGGUGCGUGUGCUUGCAGUGUACAAAAUUAUCUAAACACGCGCACGUGUGGCUAGAAAUUUCUUCAAAAAUACGGCACAGCCGAGCACAUCACGAAAAUCUGUCGCCCUAAAUGCCGAUGCACGUGGCAAUUUGUAGAAAGUGACGUAAUUUGAGAGAGACCUAUGGGAUCAAGUGCAUUCUGUAGCCAAGGGCUAGUAUACACAUUGACUGGCAAUGCAGUCACUAGUGCAUGUCUAUGCACCCUAAGGGGGCUGGUGGUGGAGACCAAGGGGGCUUAGACGUGCACUAGUGACCAAUAAUGCCAGCCGGCAUGUGUUUUGAGACACAGUACAAUCUGUUAAGCCCCUAUUUUUCGUGUUCUGAUACGUCUUGCAAACUCCCAAAAUGGUGCUCACGCCAGUCAAAAAACAAUGAGUGUGCUGCCGGACAGAGCACGUUAUACGUACUUAAAAAGCGCACAAGUGAUACUCGACUACCAUUUAGUUCAAUCUCAAUGCACAUUUCAUACAUACACAUGUAUUAAUGAACCCCAUGUGACCGUGUUUUAGCCAACCAGGAUAUAGAAUGAGGGAAUGUAGCAUUAAUCGUGUGAGCUUUUCACUUUCUUCCAAACAGGCAAGUGCAUUUAUACAUGUAAGUCAUAUUGUUAUAUUGUAAUUUCAUUGGUCGAGAACAGCCACGUGUCCAGUCUGUAAAAACGCAUAUACAUGUAUACCAUGAUUAACCUCAUGUACAAUGCGCAUUGCACACCCGCGUGUAGAACCUGCACGCGCGCUCGCAACUGAGAAAGUCCAGCAUUCAAUGCGCAACCGCUAAGUCUCAUGUCCUGCAGGAAAGCCUGCAGUUAUCAAGAGUUUUCAUUACACCACACUGAUUUAAUUUAUUUCUUGCAUUGUAAGUUACAACCAUAGGCUUUGCCUAUGGCUUUGCCUAUGCACUCCUCGGGUGUUAAAAAAGCAGCAUAUCCCAGAUCACAGCAGUCAACAAUUGUUAAAUCUAGCUCAUUCUGCAGCCACAGGUUAUAACAUCCGUGCUGCCAGAAGCUAGUCCAUUUCUCAUAGUCCACAUGAGGCCUGUCUCAUUUUCGCAUGAGCUUCAGGCACCGUCAGCAAAGCAUUCAAAUGUCUAUCCCAGUGGUCUCCCAAACUGUCCCCUUGCAACUGUCGAGCGGUUACUUGUGCAUUACAAGUCUAUAGCAAUACAAGCAAACAAAUUUUAAGUUUUCAGUGCGGCCAUCUUUGUCUGGUUCUCUGAGACAGGUCCAUGCUUUUUUGUUGUAUGCAGAAGUGCCUCUAUAUGGAUCCCUCCUAUUGAGAAUCAUUUCCCUGAGCCAACUGUUUCCAGAAAACAAAUCCAUUGUCUUAUAAUUAUGAGCAUUAUGUGUUUUUAUGCAUUUAUGAAACUAUUGGAACCUACUUACGCAAUUAAGUUUCAGAUUUUGUGUAUAUGUUUUAGUUAUGUUUUCCACGUAAUAGUAGUUUGUAUCUAGCUUUUAUAUUGCUACCAGGUGCCAUACUGAGCAUUAAGGAUUUCUCUGGCCAAUGGUUCUUGCCUUUUAUACACACCAAGAUUAAAUACUUUUGCAGGGCAUCUAUUGUUAAACGUUUUUUAGUAAAUCAUUUUGGAAGCACUUUCUUGCCGAACAAAACAAGAAGAAAUACCAGUGUGAAUCAGAAAAAAGUCUAUAUUUGACUUCGUCUUAUACUGAUGAAAAUGACCAAAUUUGGAUUUUAAUUAAGUGUGCUUCGAAACCGGGUACUAGAGUGAUUUCAGGAACCGGUUCCAGAUUAUGGGAUCGGGUACCUGUAACCAACUUUACAAAAACUUUUGAUUUGUAUGUUAGAAAUAUAUUGUUGAAAAAGGGUUUUUAUUGAAUUAUUAUCAUGUCACCCUAAAAAUGUCAAUGUUUUUUUUUGACAACUAUUUUAUUCCUAAAACAUUAACUGACCGUGUCGAUUUUCACACAAUUUGUUUCACUCAUUCCACCAAACUUUUAGUAAAUGUUUUUAAGUAUUAAAGCUUUUGUCUUGCCGUA
Patiria miniata (bat star) is the source of this 3354-nucleotide messenger RNA. Its product is annotated as rho GDP-dissociation inhibitor 2-like. The coding region runs from base 355 to 954 and encodes 199 amino acids. Gene Ontology annotation, cellular component: cytosol; membrane; cytoplasm. The record is from RefSeq and is a predicted model, not a curated record. NCBI's taxonomy places the organism in Eukaryota, Metazoa, Echinodermata, Asteroidea, Valvatida, Asterinidae. Gene Ontology annotation, biological process: Rho protein signal transduction. Gene Ontology annotation, molecular function: Rho GDP-dissociation inhibitor activity; protein binding. The transcript is spliced from 6 exons.